Messenger RNA from Cydia pomonella (codling moth), 1630 nucleotides. RefSeq lists its product as uncharacterized. The transcript has 7 exons. The coding region runs from base 261 to 1238 and encodes 325 amino acids. NCBI's taxonomy places the organism in Eukaryota, Metazoa, Arthropoda, Insecta, Lepidoptera, Tortricidae. The record is from RefSeq and is a predicted model, not a curated record.
UUUGUACGUUUUGCUUUGGGAGAAUAAUAAUAAAUUUAUGCUUUCGGCGCGGAGCGGCGUGUUUGAACUGUUUGAAUUCUCGUGAAUCUAGAGGAGGCACGCCGCGCGCCACUGGCUUAUCGUGUUUCCUGCCUUCUCGUAGCACAUUUUAUUUAAAUUAUUAUAAUUAUAUAUUCUUAGAACUGUAGCUAGUGUUAAUCCUGUUGUAGAAAUACGUGGAUUCAAGAAUCGGAUUGCUCAAAUAAUAUACCUAAAGAAACAUGGGUAAAGACGAGAAAGAAGACUCCGGCUUCGGCUUCAAGGACAAGGCGAAGGCAGAAGAGACCCUGAAGCUUCUAGAACAGCAUGACCCUAAUUACCGGCGGCUCACUGUACGUGGACUGCUGGGCCGAGCGAAGAGGGUACUUUCCUUGACAAAAGCUGAAGAUAAAAUAAAAAACAUAAAAGAAGCAAUGGAGGUGUUCGAGAACUGGCUAGCGGAGCUGGACGCGGGCAAGGAGAAGAAACCGGAUAAGAAGAAGGAAGAUAAGAAGGUUGAGAAGAAAGAAGAUAAAGAUUCAAGCUCAGACGUGGAAAUGGAGGACAAAGAAGAGAAGAAGCUGCCAGCAGACAAGGUCCCCGGGCUGGGCUUCAAGGACGCGGAGGCGGCGGAGGGGACUCUGAAGGCUCUUGAGGGCCGCGACCCCGACUACCAGCAGCUAGCCGUCAAGGGGCUGCUCGGGAGCGCCAAGAGGGUGCUUACUUGCACUCGGGACGAAACUAAGCUCGCUAACAUCAAGGAAGCCAUGUCGAUCCUGGAGAAGUUCCUGGACGACUUCGACACCAACCACCUGAGCAAGCAGAACAACGCGUAUCUGAGUCUGGGCAUUGUGAGAACUGCGGAGAAGUCUGCUGGUGAUGCCGUUACUGAGCAGCAGAGAGCCUUCAUAGCAGCUUACAGCUCCGUGAACGGGGAGUACAAGCGCCUGCGCACCGUUGAGGAGAAGGAAGGUGGCAAGACCUGGGACAUCGUGAGGAACACCGCGCUCAAGGAGCUGAAGGAGAAGCACGCCAAUGCAAAACUUUUCAACGACAAAGACGAACCUACCGCCGAACACCUGGAACUCCUGCUGUGGGCCUACUCACCUGAAGCCGCCAAGGUCAAGAAGGUCGUGCCAGAGACUAAAGAGUCCAAACAGGACCGGAAGAGGAAGAGCAGCGGCGGUGACGAAACGCCCAGUAAAAAGAAAAAAGAGUAACGGCAAGGUUUUUGAGUUAAAAAAUGUAAAUUUAAUUUUUUGUAACGGGAAUCAAUUUAAUAAAGUAGCGUUACCUAUUUAAGUGAUGGAUGAAAAUUUACUGGUAUACUGUCAUGAACAUAGGAACAACAUUUGUAAAGUCCGUCUAAGUUAACUUAGCAUCAAUUAAAAUUGAACAAAGUGAGGUAGGUACUUAUGUCAUUAAAAACGUCAUAUUUUCGUAGAAAUUUGACAUGAUUACAUUGCAAAUUUAAUUUUAUAAUGUAAAAUGUUAAAUAUCAAGUACCUACGCAAUAUUUUGUGAGGCAUUUACCUAUUACUAGCAUUAAAAUGGUUUUCAAGAGCAUUUACACCGUAUUUUACGAAUCAUUGAAUAAAAAGUGUUAACAUUG